This is a messenger RNA of Phragmites australis (common reed), 1697 nucleotides long. RefSeq names its product F-box/kelch-repeat protein At1g74510-like. Bases 627 to 980 code for a protein of 117 amino acids. NCBI's taxonomy places the organism in Eukaryota, Viridiplantae, Streptophyta, Magnoliopsida, Poales, Poaceae. The transcript is spliced from 3 exons. Gene Ontology annotation, cellular component: nucleus. The record is from RefSeq and is a predicted model, not a curated record.
GUCGUUGGAUUACCACACCUAGCUCACAGUCACAGUCUUGCCGCAACACAAGAGAAGAGAUCAGUCGGCGAUGCGAUGGAGCCGCUAGCCUCGGAUGAUGAUAAGAUCAGGUGAGCCUGGGGCUGCUGUAGGGGCCGUUGAGGAUGCUGUUGGCGAUGGCGUGGUAGGCGGCCUCCGUCAGGUGGACGCCGUCCCAGUUGGUGUACGCCGACGGGUCCGCGCACACGCUGGACCCCCGCACGCCGCAGCUCGCCCGCGGGUUGAAGUUGUACGGCCCGCCGCCGCCGCAGCACGUCCGCAGCGGCCCUUGCGUGAACCCUGCAAACAGUUUUUUUUCCCACAGCAAAUUAGUCCCGAGUGAGUGCACCGGCCGGGACGCGCCCCAGCACUGCCGCGUACGAGCUGACCAAACGAUCCGAUGCGACCCCGCCGCCUUGCCACAGACCACAGCGAGCUACAGCUCCUCGCCCACCUCCACCACCGCCGACGCGUCACCGGCGGGUAACGGUCUGAAUGGCCCAACGGAGACGCUCCCAAGGGAGGAGGGCAUCCGGCGCCUGCGGACAAAGCAAAAAGGUGGGGGGAGGGGGGGGGGAGCAAGAAACCCCCCUUCCUCAUCGAUCCCGAUGAGACCGACCACCGCGGCGAUGGAAUUCUCCGGCGGUGGCGGAGGCGCGACUGUGUCGGAGAUGUACCAGAGCGUGCGGCGGCUUCUACUCUUGGCUCGCGACGGCGUAGCCCGCGUCGAGCGCCUCGCCUCGGCGCCCACCUCGUCCUCCUACUCCUCCUUGGCGCCGCUCGUCGGGGGCUGCGCUGCGGGGGACCCAGCGGCCGCCGAGGAGGUGCGGCGGGAGGUGGCGCAGAUCCAGGCGUUGUGCGCUCAGAUGGUCCGGCUCUGGCGAUCCAUCCCCGCCAAGGGCCAGCGCGACCUCUGGAAGAGAUUUAGGAUAUGUACAGAGGGGUUGGAUUCUUGUGUAUAGGUUCUCUUUCUAUUGAUCAACCGUUGCAGAUUCUUGUAUAUCAAUCUUGCUUGAUAUCAAGGUCACUGCCGAGCUCCUGCGAGCAGGAAUCCAGAUUACCUUACAUGACUUACCACCUCCUCAAGAUCACGAGGAGUAAGCGUCCACCUGGGGCCCUGUUAUUGAUCACGACGGAAUUGCUGCAGUGGCAGCAUUGACAAAACGGAUCAAAUCGGCUGAGAACAAUAAGGGUGAACCACUGGUUUGUCAAGGCAAUAAUGAUCAGGGCUACUCAGAUUCAAGCACCCUGUGGUGAUCUGUACAAGGAACGCCGGCAGCUGGGGAUUGCAGAACACUGGGUCUACUUCUCCUGCAAUGUGCAGGAGUGGGAGGCGUAUGACCCCUACCGUUCACGGUGGAUGACGCUUCCAAGGAUGCCCCACAACGAUUGUUUCAUGUGCUCUGACAAGGAGUCACUUGCUGUGGGCACUGAAGUUCUGGUGUUUGGCAAGAAGAUUCUUUCGCAUAUUAUUCUGAGCUAUAUCAUUUAUGUUGUCAAAUAUCAGGUUUUCGAUGAGGAUGGCUAAUCAAGAUGCAAAACACUUGCUAAGUUGCUAGCAUGAUUGUAGAGCUUAGCAGUUGCAAGUGUGAGUGUGUGACUGCAUAGCAAUUGCCUCGAAUAAAUAUCUUAUAAUGAGUUUAUGUUGAGCUAUAAAAAAAUUGGAUGCAUUUUUUGCU